AUGCACACCACCCAGAAGGACACGACGUACACCAAAAUCUUCGUCGGGGGGCUGCCCUACCACACCACGGACGCCAGCCUGCGCAAGUACUUCGAGGUCUUCGGCGAGAUCGAGGAGGCUGUGGUCAUCACCGACCGGCAGACGGGCAAGUCCCGGGGCUAUGGAUUUGUCACCAUGGCUGACCGGGCUGCUGCUGAAAGAGCUUGCAAGGAUCCCAACCCCAUCAUUGAUGGCAGGAAGGCCAACGUGAACCUGGCAUACUUGGGAGCAAAACCAAGGAUCAUGCAACCAGGUUUUGCCUUUGGUGUUCAACAGCUUCAUCCAGCCCUUAUACAAAGACCUUUUGGGAUACCUGCACACUAUGUCUAUCCACAGGCUUUUGUGCAGCCUGGAGUGGUCAUCCCCCACGUCCAGCCCACCGCCGCGGCCGCCUCCACCGCGCCUUACAUCGACUACACGGGAGCCGCGUACGCACAGUACUCGGCGGCCGCCGCUGCCGCCGCCGCCGCGGCCGCCUACGAUCAGUACCCGUACGCAGCCUCCCCGGCCGCCGCGGGCUACGUCACGGCCGGGGGCUACGGCUACGCGGUGCAGCAGCCAAUCACCGCCGCCGCACCUGGGACCGCGGCCGCCGCCGCCGCCGCCGCCGCGGCCGCCGCCGCCUUCGGCCAGUACCAGCCUCAGCAGCUGCAAACAGACCGGAUGCAAUAG
This is a messenger RNA of Dama dama (fallow deer), 711 nucleotides long. RefSeq names its product RNA binding motif protein 24 (gene RBM24). Gene Ontology annotation, cellular component: cytosol. NCBI's taxonomy places the organism in Eukaryota, Metazoa, Chordata, Mammalia, Artiodactyla, Cervidae. The transcript is spliced from 4 exons. Gene Ontology annotation, molecular function: mRNA 3'-UTR binding. The record is from RefSeq and is a predicted model, not a curated record. The coding region runs from base 1 to 711 and encodes 236 amino acids.